GUCGCCAUGAUGCGCAACACCGGAUAUCCAUUUACGCGUAUUGGGCAGUCAAGACGCGAUGAGGGGCUGAUGUCUUUUUUCUUGAUCUUACACUACGCUCAUCCCUGGACGCCCACGUUGUAAACUGCGUGCCAUAUACCCAAAGCCAAUAAUAAUGCCUCCCCUAAACCCAUUCUCGCCCAUCCUAAAAGCCUGGCAGAACUGGAGGGGCCUCCGCCUGCCGUGGCGCAAGCGCUUCCUCGUCGGCUCGGACCUGCAAGGCAACACGUACUGGGAGUUCCGCGACGUGCGCGCCGGGCCCGACGCCCCCGGGCCGGGACGGUGGCGGCGCAUCGUGCAGUACCCGCGGUCGACGCACUACUCCGAGGUGAAGGUGACGCCGCAGUGGUCGCAGUGGCUGCGCCACGUGCGCGAGGAUCCCCCCUCGCUCGAGGAGCAGCGCGCCGACGUCGCCCGCCGCGAGCGCAUGAGGCUGCUGGCCGCCGAGGCCGACGCGAGGUGGGAGGCCAAGCCCCGCGUCAUGGACGACCCGGCCUCCCACGCCGCCGCCGGGCCGACUCUCGCCUCGCAGCCUGGUGGCGGCGAGGCGCGGCCGGGCGGGCUGGAGCCUGGCCCGGAGGCUCCGGGCGCUGCCAAGUCAGAGGAUCCUUGGAAGAGAGCGAGGGGAGGGCCAAGUGAGGAUUGGCAGCCUGAAGCUUGGAAUCUUAGCAAAAGUUGCAAGUGAAAGCACAUGCGAAGGCAGCGAACCACGUACCUAGAUAAAGUUGGCACCGUAAAACACCAUGUUUAUAUCAAACUAAACAAAGCAAACACGCGAAACCAGCAACGGUAAUACAAAAAAAAGCGAAAGCAAUAAAAAAUAAAAAAGCUUACUGCCGCUUCGGGGCGGCAGCUACGAAACUCC
Molecule: messenger RNA, 904 nt
Organism: Gaeumannomyces tritici R3-111a-1
Lineage: Eukaryota; Fungi; Ascomycota; Sordariomycetes; Magnaporthales; Magnaporthaceae
Exons: 2
Coding region: 155-724 (189 amino acids)
Biological process (GO): mitochondrial respiratory chain complex I assembly
Cellular component (GO): membrane
Source: RefSeq, a predicted model, not a curated record